Rhodamnia argentea is the source of this 2798-nucleotide messenger RNA. RefSeq lists its product as uncharacterized. The coding region runs from base 208 to 2211 and encodes 667 amino acids. The record is from RefSeq and is a predicted model, not a curated record. The transcript has 6 exons. Gene Ontology annotation, molecular function: chromatin binding. NCBI's taxonomy places the organism in Eukaryota, Viridiplantae, Streptophyta, Magnoliopsida, Myrtales, Myrtaceae.
UCCUCAGUUCAAAAUAUUAAAUAUCCCUCUCUCUCAUUCCACGCCAACGAAGAGGAAGACCCGUGGGCAGAUUGCUAUUCCUAUAGAUUGAGGGAGAGCGAAGGAGGUGAAGAGUUUCUCGCCGGAGCUUCGUAUCGUUCAGGGGUUCUCCCGAUCAGGAGUUUUUCUUUGGGUUUUGCGUCGAAUCGGGAUCCGUUCGGGGGACAGAUGGAGAAAUCGGCUGCGGCGGCGUCUCCGUCGAGCGCGGCGUCGUCCGGGUACGUGGCGUGGGAGGAGGUGCCCGUGUCGAGCGACAAGGGGAGGAGGGAGGUCCAUUUCUUCCUGAGGCGGAGGGACGGAGGCAAAGAUCUGGCCGUGGUGGGGCGGGAAAGGACCUUGAGGCACAUGUCCUACAACUGCGCGUUGCGGAGCCGGUCCGCGAUUGGGCUCGGGGAUUCCUCGCUGGUCUCGAGCCUCAAGUGCCGAAGGGAGGUCGUCGACUGGUUGAACUCCGUCAUUCAAGGUCGGUCAUCUGAACAGCAGCAUCAUGCGGACAGUGGCUUUUUGGCUAGAGAAGGUGCACAGAAGCUGGAUGUUGGUUUCCCUAGGGAUUCUCUGACUGCGAAACUGGGUCAUUCUUCCAAGGAGAUCCAGUGGAUAGGCUCCCCGUGGACAUGCAAAAAAAAGCGGAAGCAUUUUCCUUCUUUUCUCCGUAAAGGUGUCAAAGUCUCUGUUCAUGAUUUUGUGUAUGUUCUUGCUGAAGAGGAUAAACGACUGGUUGCUUACUUAGACGAUAUGUUCGAGGAUUCCAAGGGCAACAAGAUGGUUGUUGUACAAUGGUUUCACAAAGUUGAUGAGGUUGGGAUGGAUUUGCCUCGCAAUUUUAAUGACAGAGAGAUUUUCUUUUCUCUUUGUCUUCAAGAUCUCAGCAUCGAAUGUAUUGAUGGAUUGGCUACUGUCCUCAGUCCCCAGCAUUUCAAUAAAUAUAUGAAUGAGGCAAGCAAAUCUUCUUUGGAAAUAUUUGUUUGCCAUAACCUCUUCGAAGAGGAUGAGAUGAAGCCUUUUGAUAUUACUCAAGUUGAAGGAUACUGGAAUCAGGAUGUCCUGAAACGUAUGAAUCCCUUUCCUCUACCGAAACCUCCACUAAGAUCUCAGGUGACUGAAUUUCCACGAGAUAUUAAAUGCAAUGUUGAUGAAGAUGGUGGUAUCAGACCUGCAAAGAAGCAACGCCAUGUGAAGGAAAGUGAUGACAUUGAGAUGCAUUGUUCGAAUGAAUGCUCUGAGCAAAAAAUAAUGAAGAAAGACCCUCCACAUCAUUUCAUCGUAGGUUCUGAAGUCGAGGUGCUAUCUCAAGACAGUGGCUUGAGGGGAUGUUGGUACAGAGCUUUAAUCAUUAAGGCUUCCAAUGCCAAAGUUAAGGUUCGUUAUCAGGACAUUCUGGAUGCAGUUGAUGAAACAAAGAAGCUUGAGGAGUGGAUUCCAGCAUGUAGAGAGGCUUCUGCUGAUGAAUUUGGUUUCAGAAUUCUUGGAAGGUCAAUGAUUCGGCCAUCCCAACAGUCUAGAGAAUGUGAAGUUCCAAAGGUUGUUGAUGCUGGGACUGUUGUGGAUGCUUGGUGGAAUGAUGGGUGGUGGGAGGGCAUCGUGGUCCGCGGAGAAUCUGAAGGCAGACUGCUUGUCUAUUUCCCAGGAGAAAAACGAGAAUUAGUCUUCCCACUUGGGGACUUGAGACAUUCCCGAGAAUGGUCAGAAAAUAGAUGGAUUCAUAUACGGAAUAGAGCUGAUAUCAUCACUGCAAUAUCGCCUCAUUUGCGGAUGGAUCAGCAUGUGGGGGGACAUCGCAGUAAUGAGGCUGUUGAAGCUGCAAUUAAGGACUGUAAGACAUCAAGAAACAAUGAGGCUGGUUGUGAGAAUCCUUUGAAUCAUCGGCCGUACUCUCAAUAUGAUGGGGUAGAUGAGUCGCUGGCUGUUCCAGAUCUUCUGAAGGAUGAUUCUCUUGCUCAUUUGAAAUGGAAGGUUUCAAGGAAGAGAAGUCGAAGUGGUGGGAGCUCUUCCUCGAAGGUACAGUUUGAUAAUGACUGUAUGAGCUCGCCGGAGAUGGGAAUCUGUACCCGUGCGAGGUUUUUGAUAGAUGCCACCCUGAAAGUUGAGCACGACAACUGCAAGUUUGCGGGUGAUUCACUUUUCAGUUCUUCAGUUGUGCCGACGCUGACAAGCUUGGUCAUGUCCAGGUGAAAGGCCACCAGUGUCUAUCACCUGGUAAUGAAAAUGUAGUUGAGGUGCAGGUACGUCGGGAGGGCAAUAUUAUAUUGCCAAUGGAGUGGAAAGGACGAGGGAAGAGAAGUCACCGAAGACGGCGCAAUAACAGAGCAGGUAAAUGAUGGCAAUACAACCAGCAGUUUGUGAUUACUGAAGUUUUACUAUGGACAAGGUCGAUGAAUAUAAUCUCUUGAACUUCGGUCUAGUGUGCUGCUCAGGGUUUGAAUUCCAUGCCACAAUCCUGCGGGUCACUAAGUAGGUCUAGAUUUUUAAUACUUGUUCCAUGCUGUGCAUCAUUUCGAUGCGGCGCCAGGGUCCUUGACUUAGGUUGUUAAUAGGAAGAGUAACCGCAUCCAAUUCCUUUUUGGUCACAGUUUAUAUUUUACAUGUAACCACAGCCUGAGGGGGCCAUAGCCCAGGCAACAAUUUUGGGUGCAGUAGGGUAACCAUUAGGACUAAUUUUUGAGUCUGUUGAGUAUGUUGUGCAGGGGAUAUUAUCCUUUUUGCAAUCUGUACAUGACCUUUCUGUUAAUAAGAGUUGAUGUUGCGGUGAUUGAAUUGAA